AUGGAUUAUAAAGAUGUUAUUUUUUCACGAAAUCUGAAAGCCAUGUCUUUAAUGUUUGAAAAAGAUAAAAGCUCAAUAAUUCCUUGGUGUGCUUCAUUCCAACAAUCUUUCGAAAUCAUUAAAAACGAAGAACUUGAUUUUACAAAAAAGACACCCACUGGAAACAACAUGAUCCAUUAUGUUUCGAUGUUUAAUAAUUUUGAAAUUUGCAGAUAUUUAUUGGAAAGAUUAUCAAAAAAUCAUUUAGAUGUUAAUGCAAAAGGUAAUUCUGGAUGGACUCCUCUUCAUGUCGCUGCGGAAAAGAAUUGCUUCGAGUGUGUUAUACUUCUGACUUUAUUUGGUGCAGAUGUCAAUGCAAAGGACGAUGAAAACUAUACUCCACUGCAUUAUGCAGCUGAUUACGAACGCAAAGAGAUAGUGGAAUUUCUUAUUUCUCACGGUGCUGAUGUCAAUGCAGUCUGUGAUUCAGGGGCAUAA
This is a messenger RNA of Trichomonas vaginalis G3, 477 nucleotides long. RefSeq names its product proteasome regulatory particle assembly. The transcript has a single exon. Lineage: Eukaryota; Parabasalia; Trichomonadida; Trichomonadidae. Bases 1 to 477 code for a protein of 158 amino acids. The record is from RefSeq and is a predicted model, not a curated record. Gene Ontology annotation, molecular function: protein binding. Gene Ontology annotation, cellular component: nucleus; cytoplasm.